AUGGAAAACAAGAAAGAAAAAGGUGACAAGAUGCGCAAAUGGGCAAAAGAAUGGGAUGCUGAUCGUCCCAAUGCGAAGUGUGAGGAAGUACAGCAUCGUUUCAAGGAGUCAAACAGCAGGGAGCACUUCAAGUUUCUGUCAGUUCACAAGCCAGAUGAAAUUAAGCCACAUUGCAGCACAUGGGGAAAUUCACAUUUCAAAACCUUUGAUGGCAAUACAUUGACCUUCCCUGGGACAUGCUACUAUAUCUUUGCUUCUCAUUGUCAUUCCAGCUAUCCUGAAUUUGAUAUUAAGAUACAGAGGGUUAUAACCGAGGAGUUUAACAGAGUGUAUUUUACAGUUAUGAUUGAAGGCAUCAUAACUAAAAUCACUGAGGAAGGUAUCACUGUCAAUGGAGAACAAAUCUCUCUCCCGUACUCUAAGGGUAAUAUAUUUGUUGACGAUACUUGUGAAAACUUCAAAAUCACGUCUAGAAUUGGAGUGACAUUAACAUGGAACUGGGGAGAUGACCUAAAGUUGGAACUGGAUGAUCAGUACAAAGAGCAGACAUGUGGUUUGUGUGGCAACUAUGAUAAUGAUGCAUCCAAUGAUGUCUCCUGGCGAGAUUACAAUGUCAGCAACAGGAUGAUAAGUAGUGAUAGUGGAAACCUAGAUAUUAAUGGAACUUAUGAUUAUGAGCAUAAACCUAGGCAAAUCAAUAUGAAAAGGAAAGAGAGAUACCUAAUAGUGCUGCAUUUAAUUUUAAGCUCCCCUGUGCCUCCUUUCACAAGAAGGUUCAGUGUUUCCACUAUUAUGUUUGGCAAUCUUCAGAAGAUAAAUGCACCCAUGGAAGACUGUCCUGAUGUUCCUAAUAUUCAAAAUGAUGAAAUGGUGCAAGAUGCAUGCCAGGAGAAGAGCAAAGAGUGUGAAGAUCUUCUGUCAUAUAUGGGGAACUGCAAAGAACAGCUUGGUUCCUAUGCAGAUUAUCUCAACGCUUGCAAAAAAGACUUGUGUGAAUGUGCCUCCAAAAACAAGACGAUGUGUAUUUGUAGCACCCUGAACCAAUUCUCCAAGGAGUGUGUCCUUGCUGAAACUGUUUUGGAUGACGUGAAUCACCGCAAGGAGUGUGUGAAACGAAGACAGUGCCCAUGUGUGCACAGUGGAAAAAUAUACAAUCCUGGAGAGUCCUACUCUACUGCCUGCCAAAACUGUCUUUGUAUACUUGGGCAAUGGGCUUGUACUCAGCUCCCCUGCUCUGGUAACUGCAGUCUAAAAGGAGGAUCCCACAUUAGUACUUUUGAUGAAAAAGAGUAUACCUUUCAUGGGAACUGUCAGUACGUCAUUUCCAAGGAUGUAAACAAAAGAUUUGCUGUUAUUGGUAAGAUUGUCCAAUGUGGAAUGUCAGAAACCAUCACUUGCUUGAAUACUGUUUAUAUCAAUAUAGGAAUAAUGAAAAUUAAAAUCUGUUAUUGUGGGAACGUGUAUAUUAACAAUUUUAUUACACUGCUGCCAAAAAUUAAAGAUGGUAUAAUCAUCUAUAAACCCUCCUCAUAUUUCAUCAAUGUGGUGACACCAUUUGGUAUGAGUGUCCAAGUUCAAAUUAAGCCUGUGUUUCAACUAUUCAUCACAGUGAAUUCAACAUUUCAGGACCAAACCAAUGGACUUUGUGGAAAUUUCAAUGGGGUGGAGGCUGAUGACUUGAAAACAAUGAGUGGAGUGGUGGAGGAAUCAGCCUCAGCUUUCAGUAACUCAUGGAAAGUCCAAGCAUCUUGCUCUGACCUGCCUGAUCAUUUUGAAAACCCAUGUGCCAACAGUAUAAGCAAAGAUGAAUAUGCCCAGCAUUGGUGCUCGCUACUCAUAAAUACAACUGAGGUAUUUGCUGCAUGUCAUCCUCAUAUAGAUCCAUUUUCUUAUUUAAAGUACUGUAAGUAUGAUGUGUGUAACUCUGACCACAGUGAAGAUACUCUUUGUAUGUGGCUCUCUGUUUAUGCUCGAGAUUGUGCUCUUAAAGGAGUGCCACUGUGGGGAUGGAGGGAAAAAGUCUGUGAUCCUACGGGCAGCUGUCCUGAAACUAUGACGUUUUCUUAUAAUCCAAGACCCUGCAAUUUUACCUGUCGCUCUCUGUCUGAACCUGACCCUCUCUGCAGCAUGCCCAAUACUCCCACUGAAGGUUGUAGCUGUACAGAGGGAACCUAUAUGACGUCAAAUGAAAAGUGUGUGCCUCCUGAGAAGUGUCCCUGCAGUUUUAAUGGACGUGAAGUCCCAGUUGGUCAUGCAAUCAAAGUGGAUGAGCUGUUAUGUAAAUGUAUCCGUGGGGUUUUAGAAUGCCCUAAAAAGGAUGAACCCAUCAAGGCCUGCAAACAUCCAAUGUAUCAUGUUAGUUGCAAAUCCGAUCCCGAUGCACAAGGAUCGGAAUGUCAGAAAAGCUGUACCACUCAAGACAUGCAGUGUAUCUGCUCAGUGUAUGGAAAUGGACAUUACACUACUUUUGAUGGAUCAACUUUUGACUUCAGUGGAGACUGUGAUUAUGUCCUUACACAGAACAUAACCAUUGAAUUAUUUGAAGGAAGAGUGGAAGAAACAAACAGAGAUUUUGUAAAAGACACAGAUCUUUCUUAUACAGUUGAUGUGGUGGGAUUAUACAUUGUUUUCAAGACUGAUAAUGGACUAGUUCUUAUGUGGGACCAGAAAACAACAGCCAUUGUCCAACUUGCACGCUCAUUUGAGGGCACUGUUUGUGGACUUUGUGGCAAUUUUGAUGGCCGUUCCAGCAAUGACUUCACUUCUUCCUCUAACUCGUUGGAGUAUAAUGAAAAUGUUUUUGCAGAAAGCUGGAAAGUGAAACAGGGGUGUAAGAGUCAAGAGAAAAUUGAAUCGUGUUUAAUGAAUCCAAAAAAACUACCCUGGGCUGAAAAGCACUGUAGUCUCAUAAAGAGCAUUGUGUUUGCUCCAUGUCAUUCAAAGGUGGACCCCAUACCCUUUUAUGACUCCUGUGUCUCAGAUUCAUGCAGCUGUACAGAAGGAGGAGACUGUGAGUGUCUGUGUACCUCAUUAGCUGCCUAUUCAUCUGCCUGCAGAAGAAGCAAUAUCUGUAUUACAUGGAGAACACCUGAUAUAUGUCCUUUAUUCUGUGAUUAUUAUAACAGAGAUGGCCACUGCGAAUGGCACUACAAGCCGUGUGGGGUCCCCUGUAUGAAGACCUGUACAAAUCCUAUGGGGAAAUGUGAUGACCAAAUACAGCAACUUGAAGGUUGCUAUCCAAUAUGUAGUAGGGAAAGACCAUACUUUGAUGAAAACACCAAAAGAUGUGUUCCAAUACUGAACUGCACAACAUGUGAAGUUGGAGAAACACUUUGCGAUGGAAAAUCAGAACGUCUGACCUCCACUAAAGGUGGGAUUACAUCUAAUGAAAGUAUUCCCAAGACAAUUCCAGCUAAUGUAACAAAGUCCAUAUCUGAAUUUUCAAGUCCUAAAGGAAGCACCUACAGCAUAAUAUCACAUUUACCCACUUCCAAGAAUGUAUCAUACACUAAUCUAUUCCCAACAUCUACAGCAGCUAAAAUGUCCAGUGCUAGGAUGCCAAGUAGCAAGCGCCCACCAUCUACAGCACAACCCACUGCUCUAAUAACGAAGGAAACGCAAUUUAACCCUACAUCAAAAAUGUCACCCCCUUACACUGGUGUAAUGGUAACUUCCAAGAUUUCAGUGACAAAUAAGACAGCACAGGCCUCAACCGCUCUAGAUUUUACACCUACAAAUAUUCAGGAAACAAACAUCACCUUGUCAAGUGCAGCCACUCAUAGCUUUCCACCUUAUACUCAAGUGUUGGCAAAGACUACAGUGGAAAAAAAGAAAAAUGCUACAACAAAAUCUACAGAAGUGCCAUUUACUGAAGGAACUUCACGUCUGCUAACAUUACAAAAGGGUAUUCUUUUGGAUCCCAAACAAUGUCUCGAAAAUGUUCAUGCUGUCUAG
This is a messenger RNA of Pelobates fuscus (common spadefoot toad), 3954 nucleotides long. RefSeq names its product mucin-5B-like. NCBI's taxonomy places the organism in Eukaryota, Metazoa, Chordata, Amphibia, Anura, Pelobatidae. Gene Ontology annotation, molecular function: protein binding. Bases 1 to 3954 code for a protein of 1317 amino acids. The record is from RefSeq and is a predicted model, not a curated record. Gene Ontology annotation, cellular component: extracellular matrix. The transcript has 28 exons.